CCAAAACCUGCGUCCGGAUGGGCAGCGUGACUGGAAUUUGACAGCACAGGAACGGCGUCGACGAGUUCAGCCAUCAAAAUCUCACUAGAAGAAAACGUUUCCAAGGGCAGCGUCAAACUCAAUUACUCCACAUAUUGGCUAGACUGGCACGCUACGCUCGUUCCUUGUUGGCUCCUCGCAAACCACUACAUUUCGACCCUCCUCCGGACUCCCUCCGGCGAAUCCACAGUGUCGACGAUCUGCACCCGUCCCCGAUUUUUUCACCAGAAUUGUCCUGUGACCGCUCGCGACUACAACUCCCAUCGAACGGUUGACGUUACCUUUGGUGCUCAGUUUGCUUACUACAUUGCCCUGCUACGGUACCCUUCUGUCUUCCUUUCAACUCGCCCGCGCCCGUAUCCCACACACCCACGCCCCUCCAACGCUGCGUCUAGUUUAAGUGGGACGUGCUGCGCUAGAGGUUGCCUGUUUCGCGCCACCAACAAUGGACGGUGAUGUCACGGGUGGGCGACUGCACGUUUGGGAAGCCGACUGGGCAUGGCUCUACGUCGACAGCAACAGGCGCAUUGGGUCAUGGCGGCAGGGUCUGCGUCCCUCGGCUUCAGUCCGAAGUUGACCGCCCCAUUGAUAUAUCUCGAAGCCUCGCCCGGGUAGUCAGAGUUGGCCAAUCCCUUGGUUCUCCCGAAUCAUCCAGACUUUUGGUCUCUAGAAGUUGUCCUUCCGCCUAAUUAUCUCUCUCAUCCUCCUUCAUUCUCGGCUGGCCUCCUGAACAACAGGAGGAAGCGAUAUCCUUACCUUCUCUCGACCGUCCUGCACUUUACACCUGCAUGACAACAGCUCAACAUGGCUGGCACACGAUUUGCUGAGGAACCGCCUCAGGUCAUCAACCAGGCUGACCUCGAAGUCGCCAACGAGAAGCUCGAGUCCCGCGACGAGCGCAACGUUAAUGACGGCACCAGCGGUAGCGAUACAGCAGCUUCGAAAGAGCACGACCCGACCAUUGAUCACUCGGAGCACCUGAACGGCAACGGCGCCCUCAAUGGCAACGGUAACGGCGCCAAGCUGGAGAAGCUGGGCACCUAUGACAAGUACGAAAUCACCGAGGACGACUGCUACGAAGAGCUGGGCUUCUGCUUCCCUAAGUGGAAAAAGUGGUACAUCCUCACCGUCAUCUUCUGGGUCCAGGUCUCGAUGAACUUCAACACCUCGCUCUACUCCAAUGCCAUCGGCGGCAUCUCGGAGGAGUUCAACGUCAGCGCCCAGGCCGGCCGCUGCGGUGCCAUGAUCUUCCUUGUGCUUUACGCAUUUGGCUGCGAGCUUUGGGCCCCGUGGUCCGAGGAGUUUGGCCGCUGGCCGGUUCUCCAGCUCUCACUAUUUCUCGUCAAUAUUUGGCAGAUUCCCGUGGCUCUGGCGCCCAACUUCGCUACCAUCAUGGUCGGUCGCGCCUUGGGCGGUUUGUCGUCCGCUGGCGGCUCCGUCACACUCGGUAUGAUUGCCGAUUUAUUCGAGUCCGACAAGCAGCAGUAUGCUGUCGCAUAUGUCGUCUUCUCCUCAGUCGGAGGAUCCGUUCUUGGCCCCAUCGUGGGUGGCUUCACUGAGGAAUACUUGCACUGGAGAUGGUCCAUCUGGGUCCAGCUCAUUUUCGGAGUUGCGGUCCAGGCCGUCCACGCCCUCACCGUUCCUGAGACACGCACAACUAUCAUGAUGAACCGCAUCGCCAAGAGACGCAGAAAGGAGGGCAACCCCAACAUCUGGGGUCCCGACGAGCUCGUCCCCUUCAAGGACCGCUUCUCGGCAAAGGAGGUCAUCACGACCUGGAUCCGUCCCUUCAAGAUGUUCCUCACCGAGCCCAUUGUUCUGGUGCUGUCACUUCUCUCCGGUUUCUCUGACGCUCUCAUCUUCAUGUUCAUCCAGUCGUUCGUCCUCGUCUACGGACAGUGGAACUUCACCACCGUUCAGGUCGGAUUGGCCUUCAUUCCCAUUGGUAUCGGCUAUGUUCUUGCAUGGCUCCUCUUCAUUCCUGCUAUCAAGCGCAACAUCAAGGAGCGUGCGGCCAAACCGAACGAUGAUAGGGCACAGUACGAGUCUCGUCUUUGGUUCCUUUUGUACACCGCGCCUUGCUUGCCUAUUGGCUUGAUUGGCUUCGCCUGGACUAUUCAAGGACCUCCCAUCCACUGGAUCGGCUCCAUGGUCUUCGCAGCCAUUGUCGGUAUCGCCAACUACGCCAUCUACAUGGCCACUAUUGACUACAUGAUCUGUGCCUACGGACCAUACUCCGCGUCAGCAACCGGCGGUAACGGUUGGGCUCGUGAUUUCCUCGCAGGUGUCCUUACUGUCCCUGCCACGCCUUUCUUCACCAACAUUGGCGCAGGUACCGGAAAGAACCUUGAGUAUGCUUGCACGAUCCUGUUCUGCAUCUCAUUCAUUCUCGUCGUCGCUGUCUAUGUCAUCUACUGGAAGGGUCCUACCUUGCGCGCACGCUCCCCAUUCGCUCAGAAGCUGGCCGGCGCCAGAGAUGAUGCGGGCGGUCGACGCGUCAGCCAUGUCGCAGGUGCAGACAGGCGCGCGAGUGUUGCCUCCGGCGCUUCUGGUGCUGAGCGCCCUGAUCGUCCGGCGUACGGACGUUCUUACAGCCAGAAUUCGCGCUUCUUUGGCGAGAACCGUGUUACGCCCCGCGGCACUCCCAGAGGCACUCCCUCUGCGAGCAGACGCAACAGUUAUGUUGGUACUAGACGCCAGGUCGCAAAGUAAUGUCUAUUCCAUAUGGAACCCCAGGGCUUUGCCUAUUGAAGCUCCAAAAGUUGAUUUCACGAUCUUUGAUACCCUAAACCUAGUCUUAUCUACUAGCUAGACAUAGUCAUAAUAAAGUCAAUCACGAACAAAUUCUUCUAUGGUCUACCUAUCAUCAGGCGUGGGCUCAUUACUUGCCUGGUUAAUACUGCUAAAUUAAACCCUGACAUCAGGCCGAAGUCUUCACGUGGUGCGGAAUAUCAGCCAGAGCAGCUCAUCUCCGAGGAUGUCAUAAUCAUUCGUAGAUCUUUGACGCAAAACCACUGAUGUCGAUAGCAUCAUACCAGUUAUCUAUUGUCACAACCAUCUACGGGAAUGGAUUAUACUCGCCUAACCCCGUACACACACCAUCCAUCUCGACACCAUCAAUCCGCUCCACCACCUUUCCACCCGGUCCGAACCGAAGGACAUAUCCCCCGUUCGCCUCACUCACAACCC
This is a messenger RNA of Colletotrichum scovillei, 3228 nucleotides long. RefSeq names its product major facilitator superfamily transporter. Bases 844 to 2751 code for a protein of 635 amino acids. Gene Ontology annotation, biological process: transmembrane transport. Gene Ontology annotation, molecular function: transmembrane transporter activity. The transcript has 2 exons. NCBI's taxonomy places the organism in Eukaryota, Fungi, Ascomycota, Sordariomycetes, Glomerellales, Glomerellaceae. The record is from RefSeq and is a predicted model, not a curated record.